UGUCUCUUUUUCUGAAUGUCAUUUCAGGAAAAUGAUCUCUAUAACUUCCAUUUUGAUUUGGAUUUGAUGUCCUGGGACUCGGACCUCUGGAAUAUUACAGGCCAUGCUUAUGCAGAUGCCAACGUGAAGACAGAACCUUUGUCACCAGGCGCUUCCAGCUGCUCGGUCCCCUCGCCACCGUCUGUGGACUCUCCAGUGCAGAACGUGCCUGAUGAUGUGGACUUCAGCUGUAGCUCCCAGAUGUCUCCCAUCUCUCUCUACAGCAAGAGCUGCAAAAGCCCUGCAUCCCCAGAAGGAGAUGGGGGGAAGAAGCCUGCUGUGAGCAUCUCUUCUCGAUCUGCAAAUAACUCUGCGAGGAGCCUGAAGAGGUGUGGUCAGACAGUGUCCAGGCCUUUGAUACAGCCCAAACCCCUUUUGCCUGCUGUGCCUGAAGCUCAGGCUAACAUUGGCAUCCCAGCUAAAACCAUCAUUAUCCAGACUCUUCCCACGCUUGUGCCCCUGCCAAAGAAUCAGCCAGUUGUUAACAUCCAGCCAGCACCUCCUAAAGGUCCAUCCGUGGUGCUGCCCCAGCCUGCUGUGGUACAGCUCCAGGCUUCAGGGGUGCUUCCUGCCUCCCAGCCAGUCAUUGCAGUGGCAGGAGGGGCCCCAGCACUUCAGAACCACACGGUGAAUGUGCUGUCUCCAGCUGCUGGGAGCGGCUCCGGCAGCGGCAAAAUCCCGGUGACGAAGCCCCUGCUCCAGAGCAGCGCCCCGGCCGCGGGGCUGGACGUCAACGUCCUGAGGCGGCAGCAGCGCAUGAUCAAAAACCGGGAGUCAGCCUUCCAGUCACGCAAGAAAAAGAAGGAAUACAUGUUGGGACUGGAGGCCAGGCUGGAGGCAGCCCUGCUGGAGAAUGAGAAACUCAAGAAAGAAAACAGCACGCUGAAGAGGCAGCUGGAUGAAGUGGUAUUAGAGAACCAGAAGCUCAAAGUAUCAUCUCCAAAGAGAAGAACACUGUGUGUGAUGGUGAUACUGGCCUUUAUAAUGUUGAAUUAUGGUCCAUUGAGUGUAUUUGAAAAGGAUCCCAAUGGAGCAGAUUCCAGUGUGAGUUCCAACCACCGGACCAGAAAUCUUCUGGAGUUCUCAGCUGGCCAGGAGUCCAGCUCAGCUCAGGAGGUACCUGAGGGCAUCAUUUCCGAGAAGAGCGAUAGGUAUGAGCGUUCUGUGUCUGACAACAAAGCACUAAUGAUAGUCUCAGAAGAACCACUGUUAUAUAUUUCACCCCCAGCACCCCCCUGCCGGCCCCUGAUCAACAGGACAGAGUCACUGAGGCUGACCCACGAGCUGCGAGGAUGGGUGCACAGGCACGAGGUGCAGCGGACGCGCUCCCGGCGGCUCAGCAACAGCCAGCAGCGAGCUCGAGUGCCACAGAGCUCCCUCAGUGACAAAGCAGAUUCCCAGCUAAUGGCCAUGCCUUACACAGACACCAGUCUCAGCAGGAGCUCAGGGAAUGAGCUGCAGGUGUAUUAUGCCUCUCCCAGGAGCUAUCAGGACUUCUUUGAAGCAAUUCACCGAAGGGAGGACACGUUCUAUGUGGUGUCAUUCCGCAGGGACCACCUGUUACUCCCAGCCACCACACAUAACAAGACCAGGAGACCAAAGAUGUCUAUAGUGCUGCCAGCUGUAAACAUCAACGAGAACGUGAUCAACGGGCAGGACUACGAGGUGAUGAUGCAGAUUGACUGUGAAGUGAUGGACACCAGGAUCCUCCACAUCAAAAGUUCUUCUGUCCCUCCGUACCUGCGCGAGCAGCGCAGGAAUCACAGCGACACCUUCUACAGCUCGUCCCCCUCGGUCCCCGAGACGCCACACGCCCUCAGGGCCAUCGUCAAAUCCCUGCGGUAGCUCCUGUGGCAGCCGCAGGGCAGCAGGUGCUGCCUCCAGCCCGAGCCCGUCCCUGGCAGCUCCAGGGCACAGCGGGGCCGGUUCCCUUCAGCCGUUCCUGUGCCUGACCCGACCCAAUGGCCGCAGCCUGCCCGGCUCCGCUGCCCGCCGUCAGUCCUGGGGCCUGCUGGCCGUGGGCUAUCCCUGCUGCGUGCCCACUGGCCACAGCUGGGGCUUCUCUCCUGGUUUUGUCCCCGUGAGGCUGCUGGAGCUGGGCUGAUGAGCCAGACAAGGCAGCAGGUGCCCACCCUUGGGAUCGUGGCGCUCUCCCUGCAGUUCCUGGGCAGCCCGAGGAUGCCCUGUCCAGCCCCCAGCUGCUGGGCCUGACCGCACAGCCCCCCUCCUCAUCAUUCCCUGCCCAAAUCCUGCCAGUGCAGGAGGCCCUGGGAUGCAGCAGCGUGCUGGGGCAGCCCAGCCCAGCCGCCCAGGAGGGUGCUGGGACCCCGCUCUCGCCACUAAAGCACUGGUUCUGCUGGGAACAGCCCCUCCGAGGCACUGCCAGCACCUGCCUGCCUCUCCAGGAUCCUGCUGCUGCCUUCCCCGGCCCGUGGGGCUCCGCGGCUGAGGGCUUGGCCCAAAGGAAGUGAUUUCAUGCAGCAGAUGCAUUUGUAAAGUUUGGGUUUUUUGAGUUUGUUGGGUUUUUUUUCUUCCUGGUUUUUGUUUGCGUGGGUUUUUUUGUGUGUGCUAUUUAAUACUUUCCACUGCUAACAAGAGCCCGUGGAGCAGCACUGGCCCUGCUGGGGCAGAGGGGCUGCUUCAGUUCCGUGGGUCACGGCCCCAGCACCUUCUCCUGACACCUCACGCCCCUCUGCCCUGCCAGCACUGACACCCCUGGGCAGUGGGGGAACGUUCUGUUCACCCCAAACGCUGGCUGCAGCCAAGUGCUGCCUCUCCAGAGCGUCUGUGGAGCUCUGUGCACUGAUCUGUCCCCGUGUGUCAGCCGAGCCCAGGCCGGAGCUGGGCCCAGCAGCUCCAGCACACUGGUGCUCGGCUGGGAUGGGCUGCCAGCAGAGCAUCAGCCUUGUGUAAUCCCUUCAGCAUGUUGUUACUUUAUUUUUUCUCCCCUGUGCAGUUUGCACAGAAGAUGGUGAGUUUCAGUUUGCCAGCCAGCUGCCAUUCCUUCAUGCUCUGAGCACUAACCGCCUCACGUGGGGUUUUCAAUUAUUAUUAUUAUUAUUAUUAUCCGUGUAUGUGUGUGGCUGUUAGGAAAUCAAGGUUGAUCCCGCAGCAAGACAAACAGCUGCAGGGGCAGGGAGGAGGAGGAUGAGGAGCAGUUCCCCCAGUGCAGUGUGUGCCUUGCAGCAGCCGUGCCCUUUGCCAGGUCCUGCAGGCAGCGCAGGCCCCGUCCUGGCGGCGCUGGCGCUGCUGGAAGGAGCCGGGCUCGGCUCUCGUUCACUUUCCUGGCCUGGCCCCACCUGAGCGUGGGCCAGAAAUGAAAAGCCCAGCGGUGCCCCAGGCAGGGGCUGCUGGCUGCUCCGGGGAGCUGGGGAGGGCACUGGGGUGCUGGCUGGGCUUGGCUCGUCAGGAAGGGCUGCUGGGGGCUGGGGCUCGGGGCUGCUGCGGCACCACAUCCUCAACCAGCACCCCCGGGCUCUGGUGCUGGAGAGCAUCUCUCAUCCUGUGUAAUUCUGUUCUCUGUGUCCCUAGUACUGAAGGCAAUAAAAUCCUUCUUUUAUUUA
This is a messenger RNA of Cyanistes caeruleus (blue tit), 3602 nucleotides long. Lineage: Eukaryota; Metazoa; Chordata; Aves; Passeriformes; Paridae. The record is from RefSeq and is a predicted model, not a curated record.